Messenger RNA from Eleginops maclovinus (Patagonian blennie), 454 nucleotides. Its product is annotated as cytochrome c oxidase subunit 6B1-like. Lineage: Eukaryota; Metazoa; Chordata; Actinopteri; Perciformes; Eleginopidae. Gene Ontology annotation, cellular component: respiratory chain complex IV; mitochondrion. The record is from RefSeq and is a predicted model, not a curated record. The transcript is spliced from 4 exons. The coding region runs from base 103 to 363 and encodes 86 amino acids.
CAUUUCUUUCCCAACAUGCACUGCGAGUGAUCAACCCAUCAGACCUAAGGACACAGCUAUUAUAGCGGAAUUUCUCUGUGAAAGAGAUCCAGCAGCUUGAAGAUGUCUGACACUAUCGAGGAGAAGAUCAAGAACUACAGGACGGCUCCUUUCGAUGCCCGCUUCCCCAACACCAACCAGACCCGCAACUGUUACCAAAACUAUCUGGAUUACCACAGAUGUAACAAAGCUUUGUCUGCCAAAGACCAGGACACAGCUCCCUGCGACUGGUACCAGAGGGUCUACAAGAGCCUCUGCCCCAAUAGCUGGGUUCAGAAAUGGGACGAUCAGCUGGAGGGGGGAAGUUUCGCUGGAAAGAUCUGAACAUUCCUUUGUCUUCAUCUUAGUAUCUUAAUGUAAAAAUGCUUAAAUGCUCUUUAUGUAUAGAAGCGACUAAAUAAAUGAUUUAAUGUUA